This is a messenger RNA of Nycticebus coucang (slow loris), 1845 nucleotides long. It is a transcript of the gene ILK, whose product is annotated as integrin linked kinase. Gene Ontology annotation, molecular function: protein kinase activity; ATP binding; protein binding. The coding region runs from base 408 to 1583 and encodes 391 amino acids. The record is from RefSeq and is a predicted model, not a curated record. The transcript is spliced from 10 exons. NCBI's taxonomy places the organism in Eukaryota, Metazoa, Chordata, Mammalia, Primates, Lorisidae. Gene Ontology annotation, cellular component: stress fiber; focal adhesion. Gene Ontology annotation, biological process: protein phosphorylation; cell-matrix adhesion; substrate adhesion-dependent cell spreading.
GCAAGCGGUCCCGCGCCCCCUGCCCAAGACUGGGUCCCUGCCAACCCAUCACUCGUCACGCCGCUCGAGUUGCGAGUAAGGAACCGGAGCCAUCCCCGGGAAGGAUCCCCCUCCUGAACUUCCUCCCUUCCCCCACUCUAUCCGAGGAUAAGGUCUCGGUGCCUGCUCUCUUGACAUUAGUUCGGAAGAUACUACCUUUUAAUCACCCGCUGCCCGCGCGGACCCCCCUUUCCCUUGCACCCAGAAGACACACUUAGGGAUCGACCUGGUGUCCCGAACUCCUUCACGGACUUCCACCCCCAACACUUCUCUCCUGUAUAGGACAAAGACUGGGGCUCAUCCUCCUUCUCACCCCCUCUAGUCCCCAGGCUUCCCCAAUCCCGGGGACUUAGCGCUGGGACGCGGCUAUGGACGACAUUUUCACUCAGUGCCGGGAGGGCAACGCUGUUGCCGUGCGCCUAUGGUUGGACAACACGGAGAACGACCUCAACCAGGGGGAUGAUCAUGGUUUCUCCCCCUUGCACUGGGCCUGCCGAGAGGGCCGCUCUGCUGUGGUCGAGAUGCUGAUCAUGCGGGGGGCACGGAUAAAUGUAAUGAACCGCGGGGAUGACACCCCUCUGCACCUGGCAGCCAGUCAUGGACACCGUGAUAUUGUACAGAAGCUUCUGCAGUACAAAGCUGACAUCAAUGCAGUGAAUGAGCAUGGGAAUGUGCCCCUGCACUAUGCCUGUUUUUGGGGCCAAGACCAGGUGGCAGAGAGCGGGCAGAGAAGAUGGGCCAGAAUCUCAACCGUAUUCCAUACAAGGAUACAUUCUGGAAGGGGACCACCCGCACUCGGCCCCCUAUGGAAGGGCCGCUGGCAGGGCAAUGACAUUGUCAUGAAGGUGCUGAAGGUUCGAGACUGGAGUACAAGGAAGAGCAGAGAUUUCAAUGAGGAGUGUCCCCGGCUCAGAAUUUUCUCGCAUCCAAAUGUGCUCCCGGUGCUAGGUGCCUGCCAGUCUCCACCUGCUCCUCACCCUACCCUCAUCACACACUGGAUGCCAUAUGGAUCCCUCUACAAUGUACUACAUGAAGGCACCAAUUUUGUCGUGGACCAGAGCCAGGCUGUGAAGUUUGCAUUGGACAUGGCAAGGGGCAUGGCCUUCCUUCACACACUAGAGCCCCUCAUCCCGCGACAUGCACUCAAUAGCCGUAGUGUAAUGAUUGAUGAGGAUAUGACUGCUCGAAUCAGUAUGGCCGAUGUCAAGUUCUCAUUCCAAUGCCCUGGGCGCAUGUAUGCACCUGCCUGGGUAGCCCCUGAAGCUCUGCAGAAGAAGCCUGAAGACACAAACAGACGCUCAGCAGACAUGUGGAGUUUUGCAGUGCUUCUGUGGGAACUGGUGACACGGGAAGUACCCUUUGCCGAUCUUUCCAAUAUGGAGAUUGGAAUGAAGGUGGCACUGGAAGGCCUUAGGCCAACCAUCCCACCAGGCAUUUCUCCCCACGUGUGUAAGCUCAUGAAAAUCUGCAUGAAUGAAGACCCUGCUAAGCGACCCAAAUUUGACAUGAUUGUGCCUAUCCUGGAGAAGAUGCAGGACAAGUAGGACUAGAAGGUCCCUGCCUAAACUCCAGAGGUGUCAGGACUUGGUUGGGGGAGUGCAGCUCCCCAGAGCAGCAGGCUUCUGGUUGCCUCCCCUGCCUCUAGUCAUGGUACUACCCUAACUAUGGGGCCCAUUCCCUAGCCCCCAUCCCUUCCACUAUGGCCCCCCAAAGGGGCUGGGCUCAGAGCUUUCACUUACCACACCGCAUCUCCCAACAUGGGAGGGAUCAGCCCCGCCUGUCACAAUAAAGUUUAUUAUGAAAACA